AUGCCGCUAGCUAAAAGAGCUCCAAAGCUCUGCAUGGCGCGUGAACCGCCUAUCUGCACGCAAAGCGUCGUUCACUGGCAUUAAGAGGCAGCCGCCAAGCUUUGCUAGGGCUUGGCGCAGCGCUCACGCCGUCGUCGCAGCCCUCCUGGCACACAAGGCAGCCGCGUAGCCGGAUACCGUACGCCGCCGCGGCCUCCCGCCACGAUGGCGAGCGAUGGCAUCUGGGUCCCCGAUCCUGAUGCGGAGGACAAGUACCCGCCGCCCAAAAAAGGCAUGAAUAGGAUGACCCUGAAAUUGAUCCGAAAGCGCGCCGAGCACAACGAAGGGAUUAUAUCUACCCUUGAGGAGCUCACGUUGCACCAGGAGGAGUUGGUGGCCAUCGAGCCGUGUCUCGGGACGACGUGCCGGAAGCUCAAAAUCCUCUACCUGCAAAACAACAUCAUUUCGAAGAUCCAACACUUGCAUCAUUUAAAAGAUCUGGAGUACUUGAACAUGGCCCUGAACAACGUCUCGAAAAUCGAAGGCUUAGAUAAGUGCGAGUUCCUCAACAAGUUAGAUUUAACCGUGAAUUUCGUCGAUGUUGAUGAAUUGGAGUCCAGUAUGGACCACCUCGCAGACAGAGAACACUUGAAAGACCUCUACAUGAUGGGCAACCCUUGUGAGGCGAACUGGCCGGGCUUCAAGAACUAUGUGAUUGCGCGCUUGCCGCAGUUGCAAUUCCUCGAUGGGGAGGCAAUAACACGGUCAAUGCAGAUCAUCGCGAAGCAGCAGCUGCCGAAGCUCGCCGUCGAGCUGCGGUCACUAGCCCAGGAGAAGCGCGACGAGAAGGCUCAGAAAGAGUUUGUCGAUUAUCGGGAUAUUGAUACGGACGAAAAAGCCCCCUAUACGCCGGAGGUACGGUAUGCGGCGUCCUUCGACGCGUCGCGGCGGCGACUCGCGAUACCCACGCAGGUGCGCCUGAAGAUGUACGAGGAGCUCGCCGAGGAGAAGGCUGAGAAGGAGAACCGCGAGCUGCGACGCCAGCCCCGGGAGCGCGACCACGCCGGCGAGCAGCGCAAAAAAGUCGAGAGAGUAAGGCAACGGGAGGAGGAAGGGAAAAUCCUGCAGUGCAACGAGGGCAAGUGGGAGUUUCAUUUCGACGAGGAGUCCGUCAAAGGUAGUAUUAUUCUGGACUUACAUGUGUCGCGUCACUUAGAUUCAUCAUUGAUAGACCUCGACAUCCACCCUGCGUAUGUGUCGGUCGUGAUCAAGUCCAAGGUCUUGAGACUGAAAUUACCGUCCGAGGUGAACGCGUCGCUGUCGACGGCCAAGAGAUCUAAGGUUACCGGUCACCUACUUAUCGAGAUGCCCAAAAUAAAUGAGAACGCGCCGACCUUGUUCGGGAAGAGCAAAGCGCGUGCCGAGAAGGAGGAGCGCCUGCAACGCCUGAACGGCGAACGGAAACCGGGCCUGGGGGCGCCGACAAAGAAGCAGAGCGUCGGCGUCCACGCGAAGCCGUUGGACAACCGGCGGCCCGCUUUGUCCGCGUCGAUGGCCGACCUCAUGGUCAAGGACUCGUCGUCGCGACGGAAGAAGGAUGGCAUGGCCGCCGUGUCGACGCGGCGCGUCGACGACCCGCCGCCGCCCCCAGCCGUUGUUGCCGCGGCCGACGACGACGACGAGCCGCCGCCGCCGUGCUAGAUUUUGUAAUUUUGAGUCCUAGUAA
This is a messenger RNA of Pelagomonas calceolata, 1705 nucleotides long. NCBI's taxonomy places the organism in Eukaryota, Pelagophyceae, Pelagomonadales, Pelagomonadaceae. The record is from the annotation of a GenBank genome assembly.